Thermothelomyces thermophilus ATCC 42464 is the source of this 1185-nucleotide messenger RNA. RefSeq lists its product as uncharacterized. The transcript is spliced from 2 exons. Bases 101 to 997 code for a protein of 298 amino acids. The record is from RefSeq and is a predicted model, not a curated record. Lineage: Eukaryota; Fungi; Ascomycota; Sordariomycetes; Sordariales; Chaetomiaceae. Gene Ontology annotation, cellular component: Mis6-Sim4 complex.
UUAUUAACGAGCAACGUUCACAACAUCGGGGGUUCAUUCCCAAGAAGAAUUCAUCGCCUUCAUCACGCCUGAAAACCCACCAAACCCUCCUCCCCCCAAAAUGGCACCAACCCCACCCACCGUUCUCUCACUCAAACAAUCCUUCCUCACCACCCAAACACGCCUCCUCUCACAACCCCUCGCCCCAACCCGCGCCUGGCUCUCGAGCAACAGCAACAGCAACAACAACAACAAUGAUGAUGAUGAUGAUGAGCCCCCGCUCCCCGAGAAGGCCAUCGACGACGCCCUCUUCAAGCUCAACCACCGGCUGCAGCAGCACGCCCGGCGGGUCUACCCCCCGCAGGCCACGCGCCACGUCGCGGAGCAGAUCGACCAGCUGUACUGGAACGCGGCGGCGCAGGCGACUGACGGCGCGCGCGGGGGGGACGCGGAUUCGGAUGCGGACGGGGAAGGGGAAGGGGUGAGGCCGGGUGCUGAUUUAGCCAACCCCGACGUGAUCGCUACGCUUCCCUUAGAGUGGGAAGAGGAUGGGUCUACCUCCCAGCAGCAACCCCUCGAAGCGAAGCGCUAUGCCGAGCUGGUGGGGGAGCUGCGCGCGCUGGCGGAGCGGAAGCAGCAGGCGGUCGCGCGAGUGGCGCGGCUGAGGCGAAUCCGAGCCCUGCUGGAGCCUUUCUCACCCAGCAGCCGCAGUGGCGGCGACGGCAGUGGUGGUGGUGAUGAUGAUGAUGGUGGUGAUAGCGGCGGCGGUGGCGGAACCCUUGACGCCGUGCAGGAGAACCUCAUCACCCGCAACGGGGAGAUCGAGGCGGAACUGAGCCGGAUGCGGAUGCUGCUUGCCAGAGUGGGCGGAAGGGUUGGGCAGCUCAAGGAGCAGGGUCGACAAGCGAGGGAGUCGAGCGCGGGGAGCUUGUUUUCAGACCGCGGGGAAGGCGUGGGGGAUGUGGAUGUGGAAAUGGAGGAACAGAGAAAGGUCGGGCUGUUGUUGGAGAGGUUCUAGGGUUUCUCCCGGCGUUGAAGGAAUUGUUCUUGAGGGAUCAUGCUAGGCGUUUGGGCGUCAACGGGAAGGGAGGGAUUCGGAAAAAAGAUCAUCUUGCAGUGAUACCCAGGUACUGGAACGAAACAAGUGCAGAUAAUAAGUUUCUCAUCUAGUCAGAUUUAAACCCAGGGAUCUGAGUUGGGUGUCCG